Cucurbita pepo subsp. pepo (vegetable marrow) is the source of this 775-nucleotide messenger RNA. NCBI's taxonomy places the organism in Eukaryota, Viridiplantae, Streptophyta, Magnoliopsida, Cucurbitales, Cucurbitaceae. The record is from RefSeq and is a predicted model, not a curated record.
UUUCACUCUUUCAUUACCUCUCAGGUUUCAAACUUGAUUCUCAAAUGGCUUCUUCACCUCCCAACUCAUCUGCCUCCUCUGCCUCUGCCUCUGAUUCAAAGCCCACUCCCGCCGCUGGAUGUUGUGACCACUUGCUUGCAUCUCCAUGCAAACCAAUUCAUCCUAAUCAUACACUUGAUCUCGAUGAUUCAGAUGAAGAGUACGAACAUGGUGUGCGUGUGAUGAAUCGUGAAGAGAUGAGUCGAUACUAUCAAGUCUUACGAGACACCGACGGUUUUGAUGUACCCACUUUUCCCAACACCUAUGCUCUUGGUCUCAUUGUACCUAUCUGUGAGGAAUAUCUAUCUAAACCAUAUCUUCGAGACUGUGCCGAGAAAGCUAUUAGUCACUACAACAUACGAAAUGGUACAAACUUUGAGUUUGUGAAAAUUGUGAAGGCUAACCAGCAAGUUGUCAGCGGUUUCUUCUAUUACAUCACUUUUGAUGUCAAACAAAUUGGAACAGAGUUUCCAACAACAACUUUCGAAGCUAAGGUAUUAGAUGGGAUUGAUGAUACUAAAGAGGUAUAUUUAUGUAGACCAAAACGCUCUAGUUGAGCAUCUUUCUACCUCUUUCUCUUUUACUACAUGCAUGUGCUUAUAUCUAAUAGACACUUUUUUGCUCUUUAAGGUUUGUGUUGUUUGUGUAAUUCCAUAUGGAACUAUGGUUGCUCUUUAAUGUUUGCGUUGUUUGUGUAAUUCCAUAUGGAACUAUGGUUGCUCUUUAAUGUUUGUGU